Molecule: messenger RNA, 4810 nt
Organism: Pundamilia nyererei
Lineage: Eukaryota; Metazoa; Chordata; Actinopteri; Cichliformes; Cichlidae
Gene: ddr1
Product: discoidin domain receptor tyrosine kinase 1
Exons: 20
Coding region: 531-3548 (1005 amino acids)
Biological process (GO): cell surface receptor protein tyrosine kinase signaling pathway; protein phosphorylation; positive regulation of neuron projection development
Cellular component (GO): plasma membrane; signaling receptor complex
Molecular function (GO): protein tyrosine kinase collagen receptor activity; ATP binding; collagen binding
Source: RefSeq, a predicted model, not a curated record
UGCCUGCUGGAAUAUUUAAUCAGACACCUUGCUCGCGGCUUUGAUUGGACACAGCCGGUGCAGUUAUGUAAAUGAGCACCUGGUGGCGCCUGCUGGCCCGGCUGCUGAGCCCGGACUGUGGAGGAGCGGCUGAGAGAGGACGCAGAAUCAGAGAAGGUCCUAGAAGCAGAGAUACUUUGCGUGUUUUCCCUCCUUUAUCUUAUUAUCCCCCCUCCAUUAACCACAGGCUGAAAAAUAUUCCUCUCAAGUGAAAGUCAGCCUGGGGGUGUGAAAUCAGCCGGUGCGCGCAGCCCGUACGGAGUAUUGCGCUGUUUUCUGAGUUUUGGUGGAGGUCGUUCACUAAACUCAGCUGCUGCUCUCGGAGGUCAGUUUGGAUUAUUCGGUGGACGCGUGUUGUAUUGAGCACAAUUCUCCACAGAGUUCAUCCCAAAGUUUGGACCGCUGUCACAGCACACUUCUGCCUGUCUUUUAGGUAUGCCUUUGGUCGUCAGUCUGACUCCCGACAGGUAACCAGGUGUGUUGCUGCUCUCAUGGCUUUGACAACCCUGCGAGUGUUCCCUGUCGCUGUGGUCACCAUCCUGGCAGUGCUGGCGUCGUCUGCAGAGGAGCAUGAGUGGCACUUUGAUCCAGCUCAGUGUCGUUACGCCCUGGGGAUGGAGGAUGGCACCAUCCCAGAUUCUGACAUCACUGCCUCCAGCGCCUGGUCAGACUCCACAGAGGCCAAACAUGGAAGGUUGAGUACUGGAGAGGGGGACGGAGCGUGGUGUCCAUUAGGAUCCGUGUUCCCCAGCGGAUCAGAGUACCUUCAGAUUGACCUGCGCAGACUCCACUUCCUGGCUCUGGUCGGCACUCAAGGUCGCCACGCUGAUGGGCACGGUCAGGAAUUUGCACGCAGUUACCGGCUCCGCUAUUCCCGAGAUGGAGAGAAAUGGAUCACCUGGAAGGACCGCUGGGGCCAAGAUGUGGUGUCUGGUAAUGAGAACACCUAUGAUGUUGUGCUGAAAGACCUCGGACCUCCCAUUGUGGCUCGCAUGGUGCGAUUCUACCCCCUCGCCGACCGGGUUAUGAGCGUUUGUCUUCGGGUGGAGCUCUAUGGCUGCCUUUGGAACGAUGGGUUGAAGGCUUACACAGCUCCAGUGGGUCAUGUCAUGCAGCUGCCCGGCAUGUCUGUGUAUCUCAACGACUCCACCUAUGAUGGGAGCACGGAACAAGGGAUACAGUUUGGAGGGCUUGGUCAGCUGUGUGACGGUGUCCUGGGAGGAGACGACUUUACAAAGACUAAGGAGUUGAGGGUGUGGCCUGGGUAUGACUACCUGGGCUGGAGCCGGGAAUCCCUCGGGCAAGGCAGCGUGGAUAUUGAGUUCCACUUUGAGAAACCACGAGUCUUCCACCACAUGCAGGUGCACAGUAAUAACCGUCACACACAGGGUGUCAGAGUUUUCAGCAAAGUGGAGUGCCUUUUUAAGCCUGGCAUCCUCCAGCCAUGGUCCUCUCCUGCCCUCACCUUGCCUGUGCCCCUCGAGGAUCUAAAAGACCCCUCGUCACGACCCAUCUCUCUCCCACUGGGCGGCCGGCCGGCUCAGAUCCUCCGCUGCAAAUUCUACUUUGCCGACCGUUGGCUGCUCAUCAGCGAGAUAUCUUUCCUCUCUGAGCCGUUUGAGGAGGAUGUCACAGACACUGAUUUAUUUCCUCCAAAUAUUCCCAAGAUUCCUGGCACCAAAUCAUCUCCUCCUCCUGUUAAUGUCACCUCCUCUGCUCCCACAUCGAGCCGCGGUGCCUUCAAUUCCACUACCGGGCCUACUGAACCCCCCACCACCACCACCACCGCUGUCAUGAUGGACACCACUGGUAACUGGACGCUUUCAGGGCCGGCGUUUGCUGCUGUUACUCCAAGGGCGGGGCUUCCCGUGGCUAAAGACGACAGCAGCAAUACAGCCAUUCUGAUUGGCUGCCUGGUGGGCAUCAUCCUUCUGCUCCUGGCUGUGAUAGUUGUCAUUCUUUGGAGGCAGUACUGGAAAAAGUUACUGGGAAAGGCCCAAGGCAGUCUGUCCAGCGAUGAGCUGCGGGUUCACCUUUCGGUCCCCUCAGACAACGUGGUCAUCAACAACACCCACAGCUACUCGAGUCGCUACCAGCGCAUCCACACUUUUCCAGAUGACCGAGACCACGACAGAGAGGCAGAAGGGGAGUAUCAGGAGCCCAGCGCCCUGCUCCGGCCCCGAGAUCACAGAGACAGCACAGCCUUGCUGUUAAACAACCCAGCCCAUUACCUGCUCCUACCAGAUCACAGAAAAGGCUCGAGAGCAUUAGUCGUCCCCAGCUCCACACAGGUUCGGGAAAAGAGCCUCAAUGUGCCCCAGGCUUGUGGUCUGGACUUUGACAUGGAGAAAGGUUUCCCCCCAGCACAGGAUGAGCCUCCUCCCUACCCCGGGUCCCCUCCUUACCCUUCUCUCUCUCCGCCCGUGUCUCCCCCGAUGCCCCCCAGCGUCCCCCACUAUGCCGAGGCAGACAUCGUGAGCUUGCAAGGUGUCAGUGGCAACAACACCUACGCUGUUCCGGCCUUGGCCUCUUCAAGCCCCGGGGCUGAUGCUGCCCCGCUUCCAGAGCUGCCGCGCCAGUGUCUCAUCUUCAAGGAGAAGCUCGGGGAGGGGCAGUUUGGAGAGGUACACCUGUGUGAAAUCGAGAGCCCUCAGGACCUUCCUACACUGGAGUUCCCCUUCAAUGUGAGAAAAGGUCGCCCCCUUCUGGUAGCUGUGAAGAUACUGCGCCCAGACGCCUCCAAGAACGCCAGGAACGACUUCCUGAAAGAGGUGAAGAUCCUGUCUCGCUUGAAGGACCCGAACAUAAUCAGGCUGCUGGGAGUGUGUGUGAGCAGUGAUCCGCUCUGCAUGGUCACCGAAUACAUGGAGUGUGGAGACUUGAACCAGUAUUUGUCCCAACGAGUGCUUCUGGACAAAACUGGACCUUCACACAAUACGCCAACCAUCAGUUACCCAGCGCUCAUUUCCAUGGCCAGCCAGAUUGCAUCAGGAAUGAAGUUCCUCUCCUCGCUUAACUUCGUGCACCGAGAUCUGGCCACACGUAACUGUCUGGUUGGGGGUGAGAGGGGCGAGAGCGGAGAGGACCAAGGCGGAGAGCGUCACAUCAAGAUCGCAGACUUCGGCAUGAGCAGGAACUUGUACGCUGGAGACUACUACAGGAUCCAGGGCAGGGCCGUGCUGCCAAUACGCUGGAUGGCCUGGGAGUGCAUACUCAUGGGUAAGUUCACCACGGCGAGCGACGUGUGGGCGUUCGGAGUCACUCUGUGGGAGAUGCUGAGCGUUUGUCAGGAGCAGCCGUAUUCCACCCUCACGGAUGAACAAGUCAUCGACAAUGCUGGCGAGUUCUUCAGAGACCAGGGCAGACAGGUGUAUCUGAGCAGGCCGGCCGUGUGUCCUCAGGGUCUCUACGAGCUCAUGUUGAGCUGCUGGAACAGAGACUGCAAGGUCCGCCCAUCUUUCGCUUACAUCCACUCCUUUCUUACGGAGGACGCCAUGAACAUGGUGUAAAGUAAAGCAGAGGAGCAGAAUAAGAAGAAAAGGCUUGUGCGUUCAUGCAUACUUCCCACAGUGGGAAGACGUGGUGGUGGCUACACAUAUGGGGCAGACGAAAAGGGAGACCGGGUUGCUCGCUUUUAUAUUUUGUACUUUUUGGGUGGAUGGGGCUGAGAGACCGCUGGUUCGGUUUUAAUUCCACAUCAGAUCCCAAAGACAAAGCUAACUUCCUCUUAACAUAGUUUAAGCUACAUUUCUCGCGGGUGGUGGUGCUGGUACUGGUGGUGGGUGCGGUCUGCAUAGGAUCUAAUUUCUUCAUGGAGGGUUUCUGUGACUGGUGAUUAUGUGCUGUAGAGUUAAGGAGCUCAGUUACAGGAAACACUCUGUAAACGUAGGAAAUCAGGAGCAGUUAUGAAGUUUAAUGAUUGUGUUUUUUUCAGCAUCUCCACACAGGAUGACAGGUGUGGGUCACAUGACCCGCAAAGUUUUAAGAGAAUGCCUCAUGUCUAGAGAAGAAACACACACAAACACACACACACAGACAGGUAUUGUGUCAGUACUUAUAGUAUGUAUAAAUUACUGCACACAGACAUGGCUGAGCUAGAACCUCAGUGAUGGAUUUCAUUUUUAUCUCAGCUCCUUAUCCGUACGUAGCGACCCACAUCCAGAGUUGUCAGUUUUAGUGGACUAAUGUGAAAUGAUGUGGACCAGACAACAGCAGCCCUAUUUCUGCAAUGUGAUCAAGUCAACACCAACAACGUAGUCAAAAACCCCAAAAAUAAAUAUUUGAACUUCAUCUUUGAACCACAGUUUAAAUAGAAAAAACAAAACAGGUUGUAUGAACUUCUCAAACCUGAGAAAAAGGUGCAGAAGAGGAGACUCUGCUACACCUUUGCUGCUCCCACAAACUGGAACAGCUUUUCCAAGCAGAUGUAACACCAGCCAGGCGGUGGACGGGACUUCAGAUGCGCCUGCUCGGGUGUUUUGGCUGUGACUCAUCAAAAAGGAAAGACUUUUUUUUUUUUUUUAAAUUCCAAAAACCAGCUGCACUUUAAACCCUCACGAAUCCCCGGCUGUGAUGAAACUCAUCUCUGUGAUGAUUCCUUUUGAUGUGGAUUCUAAUGCUUUUUUUUUUUUUCCAAAGUGAGAUCGAAGCGAAUCACAGAAGCAGGUCAAACAUGCUUUUUUUAAAAUCCUCUCCAACAGAGCGUCGCCAAACCAUUAGAUGUAAAAUAUUUUAUUUUUUAAAUGGAAUGGCAUCCUCAGUUACUUCAAUU